This is a messenger RNA of Schizophyllum commune H4-8, 535 nucleotides long. Its product is annotated as dolichol-phosphate mannosyltransferase subunit 3. NCBI's taxonomy places the organism in Eukaryota, Fungi, Basidiomycota, Agaricomycetes, Agaricales, Schizophyllaceae. The record is from RefSeq and is a predicted model, not a curated record. The coding region runs from base 58 to 345 and encodes 95 amino acids. Gene Ontology annotation, cellular component: dolichol-phosphate-mannose synthase complex; endoplasmic reticulum membrane. The transcript has 3 exons. Gene Ontology annotation, biological process: GPI anchor biosynthetic process.
GCGAACUUCAUCGAACACCACAACUGCAGGUGAUACCGAGGCCUGCACUGCACUACAAUGACACGAGCACAACGGGCUGGCUUCAUUUUUGCGCUUGGCGCUACGGGCUACCUUCUUGCCGUUGCUCAGAUCCUUCCCGUUCCCCUCGUGCCAACAGACAUUGCCGAACAGAUUCUCCCCUUGAUACCAUGGUGGCUGCUCGUCACCUUCGGUUCAUACUCUCUAUGGUCUCUCGGAUGGGGCUUAUGGACAUUCCGAGACUGUCCAGAAGCACAUGAAGAACUUAUGCUUGAGAUUGCACAAGCAAAGACAGAAUUACGCGCCAAAGGUGUUUCAGUGGAUUGAUUUCCCCAGCCCCAAGGUGCUCUCGAUGCAGAAGUACUCGCACCGCUGGAAACUUCGCCUGCACCUUCACCGCGCGCCUUUGGGAGUCGCACAGUCGUACUUUCCCGCCAGCUUUUGCUGUUGCUGACCGGUGUAUCUAUACCUGUACCAAAUGCCAUGAUGCAUCUGGAAGCAUGCUUAUACCCGAAAA